CUUGCACAACUGUCGAAGUGCAUAUGCUUUCCUUGUGAGUGACACUUUUUAAGAAUGAGAUGAGGGUUUGAGACAAUGUAGCUAAUUUCGACCUUCGAGAGUCCAUUAUAUCGUGCAUUUGCGAGAGCUGAUAAAGCAAGGCCUGAGAGUUGUGUUUGCAUUCCUUUCUGUGGUGCUUGUAAGUUAGUGAAAUACUUGUGUGGUAGAAUGUGGGCUGCUUCAAAGUGAACAGACACUGGUGCUGAUCCUCUGAAUGCUGGGCCUACUAAUAAAGGCUUGUGCUGCUAUGUGCGACAUGUAGUUGCAGUGGACGUAGGACUGUAGUAUAUACGGGCCUUGAGUCCAAGGACGUGCUCAAAAGGAACGUCUUGUGUUUGAAACAGUAAUGUCAAUGUUGUACAAACACAGACGGCUUUUUCUAACCUCCUUACUCUGAUGAGUGUUUUGGCUGUAUGCUUUACUAUGUAUGUUUUACCCAAAGUUCCUGACUAUUGUGUUGUACAACUACUACUACUACUAAUGGAACCAAAACAUUAGUACUGAUAAUACUAAUAAUGUUUUGUAUCUGUGUGUGUUUUUAGAGAGAGAGAGAGAGAGAGAAUGGGGAAGAAGAAGACGUUAGCAGGUGAAAAGCAGUGCCUAGUGUUUGUUUUAGAAAAAGAGAGCUACUGUGUGACCGUUGGCGUUAGGCCCGCCUCCUCGCCUGUUCUCAACUAGGUCCUGUCGAGUGUGGAUAAAUAGGUGGGCGCUGCGCGAGAACUUUCAUUGAGCGGCUUGACUUUGAGAGCAGCGUUAUGUCUGGCAGAGGCAAGGGUGGUAAGGGACUCGGCAAAGGAGGCGCUAAGCGUCACCGCAAGGUGCUUCGCGAUAAUAUCCAAGGGAUCACCAAGCCGGCUAUUCGCCGUCUGGCUCGCCGUGGUGGUGUAAAGCGUAUUUCUGGUCUGAUCUAUGAAGAGACUCGUGGUGUACUGAAGGUGUUCUUGGAGAACGUGAUCCGCGACGCCGUCACCUACACCGAGCAUGCCAAGAGAAAGACUGUGACCGCCAUGGAUGUGGUGUACGCUCUGAAACGCCAGGGACGCACUCUGUACGGCUUCGGUGGUUAAACGCUCUAACACCGAACGACGCGAAUACAACGGCUCUUUUAAGAGCCACCCACAGGUCUAGAAAAAGAGCUGUUCCGUGUGGAAAAAAAGGCUUUUUCUUUCGUGAGGCAUAAGGCAUCAAACGCUGUACAG
Messenger RNA from Ictalurus furcatus (blue catfish), 1238 nucleotides. Its product is annotated as histone H4. Bases 795 to 1106 code for a protein of 103 amino acids. The record is from RefSeq and is a predicted model, not a curated record. Gene Ontology annotation, biological process: nucleosome assembly. The transcript has a single exon. Gene Ontology annotation, cellular component: nucleosome. NCBI's taxonomy places the organism in Eukaryota, Metazoa, Chordata, Actinopteri, Siluriformes, Ictaluridae. Gene Ontology annotation, molecular function: structural constituent of chromatin; DNA binding; protein heterodimerization activity.